Scomber scombrus (Atlantic mackerel) is the source of this 2509-nucleotide messenger RNA. It is a transcript of the gene cnih4, whose product is annotated as cornichon family AMPA receptor auxiliary protein 4. The record is from RefSeq and is a predicted model, not a curated record. NCBI's taxonomy places the organism in Eukaryota, Metazoa, Chordata, Actinopteri, Scombriformes, Scombridae. The coding region runs from base 5 to 424 and encodes 139 amino acids. Gene Ontology annotation, cellular component: COPII-coated ER to Golgi transport vesicle; endoplasmic reticulum membrane. The transcript is spliced from 5 exons. Gene Ontology annotation, biological process: endoplasmic reticulum to Golgi vesicle-mediated transport.
AAAAAUGGAAGCGGCAGUGUUCAUUCUGUCACUUGUCGACUGUUGUGCACUGAUUUUUCUCUCAGUCUACUUUAUCAUCACUCUGUCUGAUCUAGAAUGUGACUACAUCAAUGCUCGAGCCUGCUGCUCCAAACUCAACAAAUGGGUAAUUCCAGAGAUGGUUGGACAGUGUCUGUCCACUAUGCUGAUGUUGGUCUCCAUGCACUGGUUCAUCUUCCUCCUCAACUUUCCUGUAGCAGUGUGGAACAUUUAUAGGUACGUGAAGGUUCCGAUGGGGAAUAUGGGCGUGUUUGACCCCACUGAGAUCCACAACCGGGGUCAGCUCAAGUCCCACAUGAAGGAGGCCAUGAUCAAACUGGGCUACCACCUGCUCUGCUUCUUCAUUUAUUUGUACAGCAUGAUCCUGGCUUUGAUCAACGACUGAAGCACCCAGCUUACUCUCUGACCCCGGCUGCCAAAUUUCAGAUUCCUGGGUCUGCUGUUGUUCCCCUUUCAUCCUGCUCCUACUGUAUGCAUACAACCUCUCAGAACUUCUGUGCUGAAAACAACAGCAGAGUUUAGACUUUGAUACAAUACUAAGGUUAAUAUUUAACCAGUUAACACUUCAAUGCCAUCAGAACAAAUACAUCUCCUAUAACAACCAAUCAACAGCACUUGUGCUGUUUCUAGUUACUGUAAAAAUAAUAUAAUAAGCUCCAUACUGGGUAUUAUCAGAGUACCCAACUAAGCCAAAUUGGGGAAAGAUGCAAGUAUUGCUUCCACUAGAUGCUCUACCACUUCACUUUACGUUAAUUCUCAAGAUCCCAAAGCCUUUCACUUGGAUGACUGAAAGAUGUUCAAGCCUCUGUAGUUAGUUAACUGGAAGCAGGAGGUGCCAGCAGCAGCUCACAGAGUGGAACAGGUGAAUCUGUGAGGAGGACAAUAAACGGGCACAGUAUAUUCUGCUUAUGUAGGGCUUGUAGAACCUGAUAAUGUAAUAACUUACUGAUAAUGUAAUAAAGUGCAUUUCCCAAUAAUGUAAUAAUCUCUAUACCAAUGAUGUAAUAAAUUAUUAAAUGAACGGGAGGUUAUUACAUUAUUGGGUUAACCUUAUUGUUGUAGAACCCAAUAAUGCAAUAAUUUCCCAAUAUUGUAAUAACAUUACUGGGAAAUGCACUUAAUUACAUUAUCAGGACAUUUUUACACUAUCAGGUUCUACAGGGAUGUAAACUGCUGGGCUUCUUUCAGAUAGUCCUGCCAUCAGUUUAUGAACCUGUUCAGAUGCACAGUUCAACACAUAUUGGAUUGUUUCAUGUUCAACUGUUUGAUUUGUGAGAAUUCUGACACAUCAAGAUGACAUCUGGGAGUAAAUGCUGGACCCACAGGCUGUACAGUAUGUGACACCACACUUCAGCUGACUCAGCAGACAGACAAAGCUCUCUAAUGACCCAUUCAGCCAUCACUUCCUACUUGUUUCACUCGUGCCUUCUUUUCCACAAGUAAAGUAAAACUUAAAUUAUAAUUUAUCCGACAUCCUCAUUUCAAUUCAUAUUAAUGAAGAUGACUGCACCAGGUUCACAGUGGUAUAACAUAUUGUACUAGUUUGUUUAGUCUCUGUGUCAGCUGUCAGCUGGAGUCUUUGUGCUGUGAUCAGUUGGAGCUUCUGCUUUAGCUUGGUGUGUCAGGACCCUCACUCUGUCUCAUCCUCACAUGCUCACCCUCCACCAGUAACAAACACAUGUGGAACAUAACUGGUUAGUGACGGUAUUGAAGUGUAGUGAGAACAUUCGAUCACUACUCCUGUUCUGAGAGCUAGUAUGCAUACAGACCCUGCCAGACUUCCAGCAUCACACUCCAUCACUGACACUCCACGGACAGAUGUGCCCAACUACGAGUGUGUGUGUGUGUUCAGUACUAAAUGUGAUAUGAUGUGGUGCUGCACCACAGUGGGCAGAAUGAAUGACAAUCACCCCACAACACACACACACAAGCCCCCUUUCACCAUGUCUGCACCAAAGUCUCCUGUCUGUUGUGCUGGGAGGAUGUCACACCACAGAGCUGGAUCCUGUCUGAACUCGGGGUCAAAGUGUCUUGCCAUAAGUAAGUUGUUGUGUUCGGUCUGGAAAGAACUGACAUGUUGCUGUUAUAUUCUUACUGUAUGAGUGACAGUUUGGAUUUGACCUCAGUCAUGCACUGAUGUUGUUUACUGUAUGACAUUUAAAUCUGACAUUCCCUGUUUGAAAGUUCCCUGCAUCAGGAGCUGUCUCCACCUCUCACUGGGAUGAUGGAUGUGUGCACUCCUCUGUGUUUGGUGAAAUGUGUAGACAGAGCAGUAACUCCAUCACUGCUCUGCAUUGUUAACAAGCCUCUUGCAUGAGUUGUAUGUACAGGUAUGAUUCUAGAGCCAUUUCUCUCUGCUGUGUGGUUAAACUAGAGGGCUGCUGGUCAUUACGUUCAUGUCUGAUUCACACUAAACUGUCUUAUGCAGUGUUCAGUUUUUUCUUUUUUGAGAUGUGGAGUUUCAUAAAUA